Molecule: messenger RNA, 1806 nt
Organism: Suillus bovinus
Lineage: Eukaryota; Fungi; Basidiomycota; Agaricomycetes; Boletales; Suillaceae
Exons: 1
Coding region: 234-1634 (466 amino acids)
Molecular function (GO): protein binding
Source: RefSeq, a predicted model, not a curated record
AUCGAUCUAGGUGUUUUCGCUCGUCAUUCCAAUAUCUCAGGACACGUUUGAGCGCACGUUGCGUUCGACUGCAGGCGAGAAUGUUUGAGCUUCAUUUGAUCUGACUGGUUGGCUUUUACAUGAGCCUCAUCGACUAUCACAACUUCAAGGAGAUGAUCAAGUUUUUUUUUGCUUACGUAAACGAUAUAUGCAUCUUGUUUCUCAUCUAACGUUGUGCACCCACCCACGGUACCAUGAUCAUAUCCACUGUCAACAAGGAUCUUCCCAGUUUCCCUCCUUUUGCAUCGUUACCUCCAGAAUUACUCAUCGAGAUCUUUUCAACUUGCAGCCUCACAGGUGACUGGCAUAUCCCCCUCACACUAUCCAAAGUCUGCCGCUUAUGGAGAGACUUGACCAUAUCGGCACCCUGCAUAUGGCAGAUCAUCGUCGUACUAGAAUCGAGGCGCACCAUGUCCUCCAUCCGCACUCAGGCAGAACUAUGGGUCGCUCGCUCUUCGCCUCUUCCAUUCAAUGUAGUCCUCAAGCUGACAGAUUUUGAGCGACUGUUACCAAUCAUGUCUUGCUUCCUUCCCAAUCUCGCCCGUUGGAUGCGUUGCACUAUCACUUAUGAUGGAAGAACUAUCGAGACAUCCUUAUCCGACCUCACCCUGUCCUCGCCUCGUCGCAUACUGCAUCAUCUCGAUAUUCAUAUCAAGACUCCCUUCGAGGACGUCGCAAGUGACGAUGAAGAUGAUGUCAUCUUUUUCUCCUGUGGAAGCUCAACAUACCGUCACAUAUCCAUGAGAGUAGCGACGACCAAACUGCCCCAUGCAGAAAUGAUUAAUCCCCUAUUAUUCACAUCCCUCAACAUCUCAGAGGUCGCAUUCGAACACUCCAUCCGAUCACCGGACCUCCUUCAAUUUCUUGCCCAUUGCCUGAACUUGGAGCACUUAUACAUCCACGGUUUCUCCAGUGAUGACGGCGUUCUUAUCGCACCACCCCCUUCCAUCGCCCUUCCGCGAUUACACACGCUCCUCCUAGACAAGCUUUGCAAUCAGCGCAGCAUCCUCUCACAUCUCCACCUCCCUGCAUUGCGAGAGCUACAUCUGCGUCACAUCAAUGUAGACUUCUCACUUGAGCCAUACUACGUCUCCGAAGAAGGUGAUAGCGACGACGAGUCCCAUGACUUUUCCCAGUCCCCACACAGCGACCUUCACACCGGCAUGGGUAUCCGCAAACUCUUAUCGCGCUCACGUCCCCCGCUCGAGAUAUUAGACAUGGAUUUAUCAGAUAUGCGUACCAAAGACUUCCGCUGGGUCUUUGGUAAGCUGUCCGACUUGAAACAAUUCUCCAUCGUCGGGUCAGAUAUGUCGGAUUCAGUGGCUGCGCUGUUCAUGCCUUUUGUUGUUAAAGAUGGAGAUGGGGAACGAAUGAGCGUACGCCUGCCGCAGCUUUCUGUUCUCAAGAUGUACAGCUGUCAACAGCUCUCGGGGGAUGCGCUGGUAAGGGCCCUAAGUGCACGCGUCCACUAUACGGAUCAUGCAACACCAGAUGCUACGCUGGCAACGGUGGUCAUCUCAGGCUGCAAUAAUUUUACUGCGGGUAAUGCUCAAGAGUUGUCCUGGGAUUUGCAUGAUCGUCUUCAUGUAUCGUGAUGCUGUCUUUGAUUUGGAAUGGGAUUGUUAGGGAUUUUUAUGCUCUAUCGCACAUAGACAUAUUUAUACUGUAUUUGCUCUGUUCUGUAUUACUAUUAAGGCUUUGAUACUAGACGAUUAUCGGAAGAAGUUUCGACUUCCCUUGGUCGAAGACUAGAAGUAUGUAAUAUAG